Molecule: messenger RNA, 4059 nt
Organism: Tyto alba (common barn owl)
Lineage: Eukaryota; Metazoa; Chordata; Aves; Strigiformes; Tytonidae
Gene: ASB7
Product: ankyrin repeat and SOCS box containing 7
Exons: 7
Coding region: 474-1436 (320 amino acids)
Biological process (GO): intracellular signal transduction
Molecular function (GO): protein binding
Source: RefSeq, a predicted model, not a curated record
GCGCUUGACGGUUCCUGAAGCAUGAACUCCUGCAAGGGACUGAUUUUGAUUUCCCAGCCGCUCUGCUUUCUGUGUUACUUCCUGUCCCAUUCUUUAGUACUUAUCUUUUACUUCAAUUCCCUGGAGGAGCUGGCUUGACAGGGUAGCGGUCCUGCCGUUAUUGUCCCUCCAACUUUAGCAUCCAAGAAAGUGCCCUUCUUUUCGCAUUGAGAUCCUGAUUUAGGUUUAAGCUGCCUUAAAGGAGAAAUAGAAAUUGUGACUCCAAAGAACAAAAUAAGACAGAAGAGAGAAAACAGCACUCAAACCACCCCCCCCCCCGAAAGGGGUAGCAGGUUUUUUUGACACACAUGGGCAGACAAGAUUAUGAACAGUGAAGACAAUGAAGAGUGGGACAUCCGUCAAAGAGUAACAACCUCUUAUAAGGUGACUAGUGUGACCUCAUGACGCUUCUGUAAAAGUCAGAUUCAGCUAGGAUGUUACACCAUCACUGUCGGAGAAACCCUGAACUACAGGAAGAGUUGCAGAUUCAGGCUGCAGUUGCUGCUGGCGAUGUUCACACCGUGCGCAAGAUGCUGGAGCAAGGAUAUUCUCCAAAUGGUAGAGAUGCCAAUGGGUGGACCUUGCUUCAUUUCUCUGCAGCAAGAGGGAAAGAGAGAUGUGUCCGUGUUUUUCUUGAACAUGGAGCUGAUCCCACGGUUAAGGACUUAAUUGGAGGCUUCACUGCUCUGCAUUAUGCAGCCAUGCAUGGCCGAGCGAGGAUUGCACGCUUGAUGUUGGAAUCUGAAUAUAGAAGUGACAUUAUUAAUGCAAAAAGCAACGAUGGUUGGACUCCCCUCCAUGUAGCAGCCCACUAUGGCAGAGACUCAUUUGUCAGACUCCUGUUGGAGUUCAAGGCUGAGGUUGAUCCGCUCAGUGAUAAAGGUACUACACCGCUUCAGCUGGCCAUUAUCCGAGAGAGGUCAAGCUGUGUGAAAAUCCUUCUGGAUCACAAUGCCAACAUCGACAUUCAAAAUGGUUUCCUGUUACGAUACGCUGUGAUCAAAAGCAAUCACUCUUACUGCCGAAUGUUCCUUCAGAGAGGGGCGGAUACAAACUUGGGUCGCUUGGAAGAUGGACAGACACCCUUACACUUGUCUGCUCUUAGAGAUGAUGUGCUUUGUGCACAAAUGUUGUAUAAUUACGGAGCAGACACUAACACAAGGAACUAUGAAGGACAGACCCCACUGGCUGUUUCAAUAAGUAUUUCUGGAAGUAGCCGACCCUGUCUGGAUUUCUUACAAGAAGUGACAACUGAUAGAAGGUUUGUUGCUGAACUAGGAAGAGGAUGGAAGACGGGACGGGCUCCGGAGCCAGCUCUGGGCCUGGCUCGGGUGAGAAAAACCCUCCCAUCUCCAAACAGGACAGCCCAGAAACUUGCAAGAUCUAUGCCGAAUUAAAAUCCGUCAGUGUAUAGGCCUUCAAAACCUAAAACUACUUGAUGAACUACCCAUUGCCAAGGUCAUGAAAGACUACUUAAAACACAAAUUUGAUGAUAUCUGAUAUCCAUGAAGAGAAGAACUCUGAGCAAGAUUAGUUAUAUUCCAGAUACUGAAGAGGCUUGUUGCCUUGCACAAAGUAUAUCCUAUGCAAAUUCUGAUUUUUCUGUGAAGUCAGAAGGCAGGUAUACACUUCCUUGGGUUUUUUAUACCACACGCUAGAAGGUCUUAAUUUUUGGUUUCUUGGUCCAAGUUUACAAGGUCCAAGCUUUCUAUACAAUAUUACAUUUUAAAAAUUGCUGUUGGUUUUUCGUUUGUUUGUUUUCACAUUAAGUGUGCAGACUUGCAGUGGAGAUGGAAGGUAGCCUCUCAAGGGAAGCGGUUGGUUUGAAUUGGCAUGCUGAGCAAUUAUUCAAGAAAAUAAAGUUUGGAAAUCAAGGCACCAGUCCUGCAAAAGAAUACUGAUCAAAUAUACCUUCAGAGCCCUGUUUUCUGUUGGAACUCUUGUCUCUGCCAGGGUGUAUGUUUUUGCAGGAUAGAAGGAAGUGUUGAUAAUCAACAUGUCCAAGGGUACUGUACAAAUAUAAUUUGGAAAUUAAAGAAAAAAUGCAGUUACCCUAUUCAAUUUGAGAGUCUAUACAUUGGCUUUUUUUAUAUUAUUCUUUUCUUAAUUACUCUAGUUGGUAUGCCCAUGAAAUUCAGGCCCUCUUCUUUCCUGACAUUCCCUGUUAAAUGGGCGGCUAUUUGUAAGUCUAUUUUUAACAGUGACAGUACACUACAAAGAGGCAUAGCCUCUGUAUUUUUUACAUUAACUUAAGAGGAAACAAAUCUAGAUUUUUUUUUUGAAGCCAAUGUAUUCUGUUUCUCAUACAGUGCCUCCUGUGCAAUAAUCUUUCUGAUGUAUUUUCCCUUUAUGUGUGAUUUCCCUCCACACACUAUUCUUCAUUUAGUCUUGGUGCAUUAUUUGUGAGAAUAGGAACUGCUGCCUCACUGUAGUGUUGACAUGACAUUACAGAAGUGAUACGGCAGUUGCUGUUCGUUAUUACUCCCUGAAUUUCAUGAAUGUAUAACCUGCUUUAUUUCACUUUCAGUUGAAAUUUUAUCUACGGGUUCUCAGCCAAAUUGUGUCCACUUAAAAAAGAAGAGAAAUUGGCCAAACCCUUUUGUUUUAAAAGCAGUGAUGGAUUUUUUUUUUUUUUUUGAUUGCUCUGAAAUUCAGUUUGUUUCAGGUUAGAGUGAGAAGCGCACAUAAGUUAUUAAGCUGCAUUUUAUAUGUGCACUGACAAGAAAAGCCCCAUUCAUAUUGAAAGUUUAAAUUUUUUCAAUUAAUCUGAAAGCAGCAACUGAAGGGAGCAGUGAAAUUCAGCUACUGAAUGUGUUUUUCAUACUAGAUAUUAAAAAGGUCUGUUAAAGAGUUUUGUUUCUGAUCAUAAAAAAAAGAAGCUCUUGCUAUCAAAAAAAGAUUGGGCCAAAAUAUGCAGUUGUUUCACUCUCUCUAUUUUCAAGGGACUAUGGAGUCGUCGUAAGGUUCUUGCCAGUGUCCUCUACUUUUGUUUUGUCAUCCUACUGGCUCUGAAAGAGCCUCUCUAAUAUCAGGAGUGCUUUUGUACCAAUUAUACCAAUGGAAGUGGGGAGAUGAAAGGAACAGUGGUGGCUUUUAAGUUUAACACUGUCACUUUCAAAAUAUUUACUAUUAAAAGUAUGAAAAGCAAGGUGAAGCAGCUAUACUCAUAUUAUUUAACUGUGCUAGUUCCUUUGAAUAUCUUAUAACCCUGGGCUGCAGUUCCUUGAGCACGAUCCUUAUCACUGCUAAUGGAUGCACCGCAGCUACGGCAAACAAGGAGGAUUAUCUCUCCCUAUUGUGCCUGGCGUUGUAUCAGGUUUCCAAACAAUAAGCGAUUUUGGAGAUUUAUGGCUCAGAGGAUUGGUAAUGGGAUGUUGAGCCUUUUUAUCUCCAACUUGUAUCGGUUCAAGUCCAGCCUGCUCGAGCAGUGACCCAAAGUUCACGUCUCAGCAGCGUGAGCGAGCAAGUACAUCCAACCUUAAUACCACGCAGUGCGUGCGGUGGUCACCUCUAGGCAGUAGAGCUUUAUAGUGCUUCCUCCAGGUUGUAUGUAAUGGUGGUGGCAUUGUAGCAGGGACAACCUGAGAGCGUGAGUGGGGUGUGCGUGUGAGCUUGCGUGCGUGGUAGUGUCUGCUGGCUCCUGUUGAAGCAAGAAAGAUCAGCCGUUGUGAUCUUUGAGCUCUCCAGUACGCAGACAGGGCAGAUGUUAAGAAUUGACUGGCAGGUUUUAAGCAUGAAUCUUCAGUUUUGUGACAUGAGAGCAGAACCUUAAAAUUGCUUUCUUUUUUUAAAAAAAAAAAAUACUUAGUAUUGUUCACUACAUUUGUAAGUUGGUCUAAACCAGUGUCCUUCCCCACCGAAUUUUUACAGUAAUAUUUUCUAAGGUAAUCUAGAGUAUAUUUUAGUUGCAGUCUAUAUUAAGGCAAAUUAUUUGUUCUGUCUGUUGCUGUGACUGAAGAAAAUUAUGGAAGACUUUGUUGGUAACAAGAAUGCUAUUUAAUGAAGAAAUGUGUAAUCCCA